This is a messenger RNA of Dioscorea cayenensis subsp. rotundata (Guinea yam), 1940 nucleotides long. RefSeq names its product T-complex protein 1 subunit zeta 1. Gene Ontology annotation, cellular component: chaperonin-containing T-complex. Lineage: Eukaryota; Viridiplantae; Streptophyta; Magnoliopsida; Dioscoreales; Dioscoreaceae. The transcript is spliced from 15 exons. Gene Ontology annotation, biological process: protein folding. The record is from RefSeq and is a predicted model, not a curated record. Gene Ontology annotation, molecular function: ATP-dependent protein folding chaperone; ATP hydrolysis activity; ATP binding. Bases 133 to 1740 code for a protein of 535 amino acids.
CUUUCAGAAAGCUCGAGAGAGAUCAAAAGUGCGCCUUUUGAAACCCUACUCUCAAACUCCAACCUUCGCCCUCUCUUCGACGUUCUCCUUCUCCAUUGGCAUUGCUUGAUCCGCUGAGGAGAAGCUUCGAAGAUGUCUCUGCGGGUUCUCAAUCCGAAUGCUGAGGUGCUGAACAAGUCGGCAGCGCUGCAUAUGACCAUCAACGCCGCCAAAGGCCUUCAGGAUGUUCUCAAGACCAAUCUCGGCCCCAAGGGCACUAUCAAGAUGCUUGUAGGGGGUGCUGGAGAUAUCAAGCUCACCAAAGAUGGGAACACUCUGUUGAAGGAAAUGCAAAUCCAAAACCCUACGGCGAUCAUGAUCGCGAGGACAGCGGUGGCGCAGGAUGAUGCAAGCGGGGAUGGUACCACUUCCACUGUGCUUUUCAUUGGGGAGCUCAUGAAGCAAUCAGAGCGAUACAUUGAUGAAGGGAUGCAUCCGCGUGUGUUGGUGGAUGGUUUUGAUAUUGCUAAGAGGGCAAUACUCGAAUUCAUUGAGAAGUUCAAGACACAUGUUACUGUUGGUGAGACACCUGAUGCAGAGAUCUUGAAAAUGGUGGCAAGAACCACCCUCAGGACUAAAUUAUAUGAAUCGUUGGCUGAUCAGUUGACUGACAUAGUAGUGAAUGCGGUCCUCUGUGUCCGUAAGCCUGAUGAGCCUAUUGAUCUCUUUAUGGUUGAGAUUAUGCACAUGCGUCAUAAGUUUGAUGUUGAUACCCGUCUGGUAGAGGGCCUUGUCCUUGAUCAUGGUUCUCGGCAUCCUGAUAUGAAACGGAGGGUGGAGAAUUGUCAUAUCUUGACUUGUAAUGUAUCUCUUGAGUAUGAGAAAAGUGAGGUAAAUGCUGGGUUUUUCUACUCCAACGCUGAGCAGAGAGAAAAAAUGGUUGCUGCUGAAAGGCGCCAAGUCGAUGAUCGAGUUAGGAAAAUCAUAGAAUUGAAGAACAAGGUCUGCUCAGGCAAUGACAACAACUUUGUUGUGAUUAAUCAAAAGGGAAUUGACCCUCCUUCAUUGGACCUUCUAGCUAGAGCAGGGAUUGUUGCUCUUCGAAGAGCAAAGAGGAGAAACAUGGAGAGACUUGUUUUAGCUUGCGGAGGAGAGGCUGUUAAUUCAGUUGAUGACUUGACUCCAGAUUGUCUUGGUUGGGCUGGGCUUGUUUACGAGCAUGUCCUUGGGGAGGAGAAAUACACCUUUGUCGAGAAUGUGAAGAACCCACAUUCUUGUACGAUCCUUAUAAAAGGACCAAAUGAUCAUACCAUUGCUCAAAUUAAGGAUGCUGUUCGUGAUGGCCUAAGAUCUGUUAAAAACACCAUUGAAGAUGAAGCUGUGAUUCUGGGGGCAGGUGCAUUUGAGGUGGCAGCCAGUCAGCAUUUGGUAAACAAUGUGAAGAAAACUGUUCAAGGGCGUGCGCAACUUGGUGUGCAAGCAUUUGCUGAUGCACUUCUUGUGGUUCCAAAGACACUCGCUGAGAACUCUGGUCUUGAUACACAAGAUGUCAUAAUUGCUCUCACGGGAGAGCAUGACAAGGGAUUCAUUGUUGGUCUGAAUCAACACACCGGAGACCCAAUUGAUCCUCUCAUGGAGGGUAUCUUCGAUAAUUACUCGGUCAAACGUCAGAUUAUAAACUCCGGGCCGGUGAUCGCCUCUCAGUUGCUGCUAGUAGAUGAGGUAAUCCGGGCUGGCCGGAACAUGCGAAAACCAAGUUAAGCUGGGGUGUAAAUCAUUUAGAUUUGUUCUUGGGCACAUGUUAAAAAAAAAAAAAAAAUUGGAUCGAGGAAUGAGAUGCUUAGCCCUAAUUUACCGGUUUUGAGUGCCUCUCAUGUAGGGUUUUUUGGAUUUAAGAUGAUUCUGAAUGACAUUAUGUUUUGAAAAACAGAAACUAGGUUCUCAUUUAAAAGCUUUUUUAA